AUGGCGGAGCUGCAGGCGGGCGGCACCCAGGUGGCCGCGUCGCCGAGGCUGCCGGCGGGGAGCGCGCCGGGCCGCACGGGCGCCGAGGACUCGGGCUGCGGCGAGCUCGUGUGGGUGGGGGAGCCCGCCGUGUUCGGGCAGGCCGACUCCAUCGCCGGCAAGUACGGCGUGUGGAUGCGCGACCCGCAGCCCGUGGCGCCCUUCACGCGGGCCACCACGUGGCGCGUGGACACGGUGGGCACCGAGGUGCGCCAGCUCUUCCAGUACGACGAYGCCGAGCAGUUCGCCAAGGGCUACCCGGCCAAGGUGCACAUCCUGCCGCGCGCCAUGGAGAGCACCGGCGCCGUGGUCUUCCGCGGCGGCCUCUACUUCCAGCAGCGGCGCUCCCGCCGCCUGGCCAAGUAYGACCUGCAGGCAGAGGCCAUCGUGGCCGAGAGGGAGCUCCCCGGCGCCGGCUACCACGGGCAGUACCCCUACUCCUGGGGCGGCUACACCGACAUCGACCUGGCCGUGGAUGAGUCGGGGCUCUGGGUCAUCUACAGCACCGAGAAGGCCAAGGGGGCCAUCGUGGUGUCCAAGCUGGACCCGGACACGCUGGAGGUGCAGCGCACGUGGGAGACCAACAUCCGCAAGCAGUCGGUGGCCAACGCCUUCAUCAUCUGCGGCGUCCUCUACACCAUCAGCAGCUACACGGCCCCCAACGCCACAGUCAACUUCGCCUACGACACGGCCACGGGCACCAGCCGCCUCCUGAGCGUCCCCUUCCAGAACCGCUUCCAGUACGUGAGCAUGGUGGACUACAACCCCGCGGAGCGGCAGCUCUUCGCCUGGGACAGCUUCCGCAUGGUGGCCUAUCCCAUCCGGCUGGCGCAGGCCUGAGGGCCGCGCGC
Nothoprocta perdicaria is the source of this 890-nucleotide messenger RNA. It is a transcript of the gene MYOC, whose product is annotated as myocilin. Gene Ontology annotation, biological process: osteoblast differentiation; signal transduction. Bases 1 to 879 code for a protein of 292 amino acids. NCBI's taxonomy places the organism in Eukaryota, Metazoa, Chordata, Aves, Tinamiformes, Tinamidae. The transcript has 3 exons. Gene Ontology annotation, cellular component: Golgi apparatus. The record is from RefSeq and is a predicted model, not a curated record.